Molecule: messenger RNA, 1566 nt
Organism: Cavia porcellus (domestic guinea pig)
Lineage: Eukaryota; Metazoa; Chordata; Mammalia; Rodentia; Caviidae
Gene: Ca7
Product: carbonic anhydrase 7
Exons: 7
Coding region: 128-913 (261 amino acids)
Biological process (GO): regulation of intracellular pH
Molecular function (GO): zinc ion binding; carbonate dehydratase activity
Source: RefSeq, a predicted model, not a curated record
AGCUGCUCCUCCUGCCAGCCACCGCUUUAAGAAGCUGCUCCGCGGCAGCGAAAGGGGCCGAAGCUGCAGCCCGAGCAAGCGGACUGAGCCCAGCCGGCAGGUGCACGGCUGCGGGGACAGCAGCGGUAUGACCGGCUGGGGCUACGGCCAGGAAGACGGCCCCUCAAAUUGGCACAAGCUGUAUCCCAUUGCCCAGGGAGAACGCCAAUCACCCAUCAACAUCAUAUCCAGCCAGGCUGUGUACUCACCCAGCCUGCAGCCAUUGGAGCUUUCCUACGAGGUCUGCACAUCCCUCAGCAUCACCAACAAUGGCCAUUCUGUCCAAGUGGACUUCAAUGACAGUGAUGACCGAACUGUGGUGACUGGGGGUCCUCUGGAAGGGCCCUACCGCCUCAAGCAGUUCCACUUCCACUGGGGCAAGAAGCACGAGGUGGGCUCAGAGCACACUGUGGACGGCAAGUCAUUCACCAGUGAGCUACAUUUGGUUCACUGGAAUGCCAAGAAGUACAGCACCUUUGGGGAAGCAGCCUCAGCGCCAGAUGGCCUGGCUGUAGUCGGCAUCUUCCUGGAGACGGGGGAUGAACACCCCAGCAUGAACCGCCUGACAGAUGCACUCUACAUGGUUCGGUUUAAGGGAACCAAGGCCCAGUUCAGCUGCUUCAACCCCAAGUGCCUCCUGCCUGCCAGCCGGCACUACUGGACCUAUCCAGGCUCUUUGACCACGCCCCCCCUCAGUGAGAGUGUCACUUGGAUUGUACUCCGGGAUCCCAUCAGUAUCUCGGAGAGGCAGAUGGAGAAAUUCCGGAGCCUGCUAUUCACCUCCGAGGAUGAUGAGAGGAUCCACAUGGUGAACAACUUCCGGCCACCACAGCCAUUGAAGGGCCGUGUGGUCAAAGCCUCCUUCAAGGCCUGAGCUGCUCACCUGCCCAGCCAGCCAUCACGGCACCAUCUUCCCAAGGGCUUCCAUGUCAGCAGACACCAAACCAUCUGAGGCUCCCUGCCUAAGGGGUGCUGUGGACCCCUCUUCAGCUGGCUUGCUUCUUGGCCACCCUGGAGGGUUCUUGAUGGGACCUACAAGUCAUAGGUACCCUUCAGCUGCCCUGGGGAAUAAAAGAACAGGAGAUGGGCAGAGUCCAAGCCGGGAGCUGCCUCUGUUCUCCAAGACCCAAAGGCCCCUUGGAACCUCCUCUUGUCUUCCCUACUGGCAGUGGUAGCAGCCCCACCCUGAGCUCACACUGUGAUGGAUGAGACUGAGCUCCCCAGGGCAGGCAGCUGGCAUUGCCAGGAAGAUGCAAGCAAUAAUUAGAGGUGGGCAGAGAUGCCCUCUCAGCAUUACCUCUUCUGCAGGCCUCUGCCAUGCACGCACCUCACUGCCAGGCUACUAAAAUCAGCACCCAGCCUGCUGGAGGUGACGUGGCCUUUUCCCUCUAGCCACCAGCUGCCAUGGGCAGGACCUGGCUACAGCUUAAUAUAUUAUCUUCCUUUGUUCCUACCCAACCACCAAAGCCACCUACAUGACAGUCCAUCCAUGUACUAACGAAUAAACUCAUUUAUUCAUGCAACAAA